Messenger RNA from Rotaria socialis, 1887 nucleotides. The record is from the annotation of a GenBank genome assembly. NCBI's taxonomy places the organism in Eukaryota, Metazoa, Rotifera, Eurotatoria, Philodinida, Philodinidae.
AUGAAGGACGCUGGCAAUGGAUCGUUUGUAUGCCCAAAUGAUCGUCAAUUACAGCUUCGAGCAAAACUUAAUUCCGGAUGGUCAUUUCAUACAGGCCGUACACCAGCACGAAGUGCUAGUGCAGCACCAUCAAAUCGCUUUGGUAGUGCUGCUGCUGCUGCAACAAAUGCUGUAACGACUGCUGCAACGAAUGGUAAUCAAUCAUUACGUGAUGAAGAGUUGGAAAGAAUUAAAAAAGUCCUUGAACGCGCUCAACGCAUCGAACUUAUUGAACAGGAACGAGUUGGUAAACUUAUCGACCGUCUUGAUAAUAUGAAAAAACAUGCUACGGGAAAUGGUUCAUCUAAGUGUGUUCUGUGUGCUGAUGGAUUUGGUAUGUUAGGUGCAUCAUCUGUUUGUUGCGUCGACUGUCAUAAAUCUGUAUGCAACAAAUGUUCUAUAGAAACUAUAUAUAAUCAACAAGUUAUAUCAUUGUGUAAAAUAUGCAGUGAAAACCGUGAAUUAUGGAAAAAAUCAGGUGCUUGGUUUUUUCGUGCCUUACCAACGCGUUCAACUUUACCUUCGAAUGUCAAACCGUCCUCAUCAGCUAUAUCAUCAGUCACUACCAAAAGUGAUAGUAUAUCCAUCGAUGAUGACUAUUCAAGUUCUGAGGAACGACAAAGUAACAAUAGUCAAUUUAAUCGACGACCUUCGCCUAGUAUAGCACCACCAAAUGAUCAUUAUACAACUGCAAAUUCAUAUCCACAAAAUUAUGAUAAUACACAUUCUAUGAUUGAAAAAGAUCGCGAUGAAAGUAUUGAUUCUUUUAAAACUGAUGAACCAAGCCUAAAAGAUUUUUCUAUUGAUGAAUAUAUUCCAAAAUCUCAAAUACGUUCAUCAUCACAACCACCAAUAGCAUCAUCAUCUUCUUCAUCGCCAUCACCUAUUCCAUCACUGAUAUCUAAUGCAACAUCAUCACCAACAACUAAUACGCGUCCGUUAACAUCAUUGCCUCUAAAUGCAUCAUCAUCAACAGAAGAUUGUGGAUUGGGUAUACUUGAUUUUGAUAUUGUUUGGAGAGAAGCAUUAAAUAUUUUAACAGUAACAUUAAUACGUGCUCGAAGUUUACGUGCAGCUGAUUUAAAUGGACUUUCAGAUCCUUAUGUUAAAUUACACAUUGUACCCGGCGUAGCAAAAGCAACGAAAUUACGUAGUCAUACUAUUCGUCGAACAUUAAACCCAGAUUUUGAUGAAACUCUUGUUUAUCACGGAAUAUCAUCCGAGGAUAUAAAAACUAAAUGGCUUAAAUUUACUGUUCUUGAUGAAGAUUCAGUUGGUGCAGAUCUUCUUGGUGAAUAUCGCUUAAAGUUAUCAAAAGUUAAACCUGAGCUUAAAGAAAUUUUUUCUGUUUAUUUACAAAAUAAAACUGAAGAUGUUGAGUUACCUUUGGAUGAGGAUAAGAAUGAACGUGGAAAAAUUCUUAUCAGCCUUUUAUAUUCGAAAAUGACAUCUAAUUUUCAUGUACGAAUUCUUCGUGGUAUACAAUUGUUACCAAUGGAUUUUGGUCAAACAUCAGAUCCAUAUUGUAAAUUAUUAUUAUAUCCUUCAACUGAUACAAAUUCAAAAUGGAGCUUCAAAACAACAGUGAAAAAACAUACAUUACAACCCGAUUUCAAUGAAGAAUUUGUUUUUCCGCAUAUACAAUUACAAGAAUUAAUUAGUAAAACUCUGCAAAUAGCAGUUUAUGAUAAAGACAUGGGAAAGAAAGAUGACUAUAUUGGUGGCUUUGAAUUAGGCCAAUCGUCAUCAGGUGAUGAAUUAAGGCAUUGGCUACUAAUGGUUAAAUCACCAGAGAAAUGGAUUGAAAUGUGGCAUAAAUUGAAGCCAGACCAGUAUAAUUCAUCGUAA